AUGUUCUCUCGCGAUUCCAGGCUAAGUGGUCUUCCGGAUAGCGUAUAUGGAGUCAAGGUCUCAGAUCAAGAACAGAAGCAAAUCACUUCGAUCCUUGAUUGUGGCGGCUCGGGAGAGGCUCUACAGCUAGCACAGAAGCAGAGCUUCCAGGUUGCGGGGCAGGGCUUCUUUGCUGUGAAAGCCGACUCACGGAGUUUAUACGGGAUCAAGAACGAAGAGGGCGUGUGCAUCGUGAGGACGAGGACUGCCUUGUUGGUUGCUCAUUUCGGACCUCCGAGCUACCUCGAGGAAGCUGCUCGAUGCAUUGAACAGCUUUGCGAUAACUUGAUUGAGAAGGAAUUAUGA
Messenger RNA from Phaeoacremonium minimum UCRPA7, 345 nucleotides. RefSeq names its product putative profilin protein. Bases 1 to 345 code for a protein of 114 amino acids. The transcript has 3 exons. The record is from RefSeq and is a predicted model, not a curated record. Lineage: Eukaryota; Fungi; Ascomycota; Sordariomycetes; Togniniales; Togniniaceae. Gene Ontology annotation, molecular function: actin binding.